AUGGAGUGUAUCAGGGACCAUUGGCGUUUCAUCUCUAAAGAUUGCUGUUUGUCGGAGGAGGAAUUUAUUAAAGCAGUACAGUUUGUCUUAGAUUCUACUUUCUUUGUGUUCGAUAGUGUUAUAUAUAAGCAGAAUUAUGGUACACCCAUGGGUUCACCGUUGUCGCCUGUCAUUGCGGAUCUAGUUAUGCGAAAUUUGGAGUUUAGAGCCUUGUCUUCGAUUCGAUUUCCGUUGCCUUUUUACUAUAGAUUUUUGAUAGAGAACUAUAAUGACAUCAAUAGCAGUGGCUCAAAACCAACCGAAAUGUACGAUUUAAAAGCAAAUAUGAUGUCCUUUAAGGCAGACCUGCAGCAUUAUCAUUCACUGCAUGAAUUUAACAUGCAAUCAAAAUAUACAGAUUUCGCAAUGCAAAUAUCGGCCGAACUAGAGGCAUUGAAGCAACAAUUGCAAGAGAAAGACGAACAAUUGAAAAAGAUAUCUGCUGAAAAAGAACAAAUGCUUCAAUUGAUUAACAAUCGAGCACAAUCGACGAUCACUACUGCGACUCUUUAAAACGACAGAAAAAAAUACAUCACAGAAGUGUUAAAACCGU
Messenger RNA from Mycetomoellerius zeteki, 592 nucleotides. RefSeq lists its product as uncharacterized. NCBI's taxonomy places the organism in Eukaryota, Metazoa, Arthropoda, Insecta, Hymenoptera, Formicidae. The record is from RefSeq and is a predicted model, not a curated record. Bases 1 to 552 code for a protein of 183 amino acids. The transcript is spliced from 3 exons.